CUCCUACUCCUAUCUACGCGUUUAACCCCAAAACCCUACUACUGCUUCUCUCUCUUUCUCUCUCUCUCUCUAGUUAAUCGGAACAAUGGCAGAGCAACUAACGGAGGAACAAAUUGCUGAGUUCAAGGAAGCUUUCAGCCUCUUCGACAAAGAUGGAGAUGGUUGUAUUACGACUAAAGAGUUGGGAACAGUUAUGAGGUCAUUGGGACAGAAUCCUACUGAAGCUGAACUGCAGGAUAUGAUCAAUGAAGUCGAUGCUGAUCAGAAUGGAACCAUUGAUUUCCCUGAGUUUCUCAAUCUCAUGGCCAGGAAAAUGAAGGACACUGAUUCUGAGGAGGAACUGAAAGAAGCUUUCAAGGUGUUUGACAAGGAUCAGAAUGGAUAUAUUUCUGCUGCUGAACUUCGGCAUGUGAUGACAAACCUGGGGGAGAAGCUGACGGAUGAAGAAGUGGAUGAGAUGAUAAGAGAAGCUGACAUGGACGGUGAUGGUCAAGUUAACUAUGAGGAGUUUGUGAGGAUGAUGCUUGCUAAGUAGUAAUAAUAAUAAUAAUAAUACUCUCAUUUGAAUACUUAUUCUAUUUGUUAAUUAGAUUUAGACACAGACUCACUCUCACUCACUCAUUAAGACUUACUUAUUAAUUGAACAAUGGUUCAUUUUUAA
Molecule: messenger RNA, 661 nt
Organism: Lactuca sativa (garden lettuce)
Lineage: Eukaryota; Viridiplantae; Streptophyta; Magnoliopsida; Asterales; Asteraceae
Product: calmodulin
Cellular component (GO): myosin II complex
Molecular function (GO): calcium ion binding
Source: RefSeq, a predicted model, not a curated record